AUGGCCCACAGACUCGUCACACACGACGGCAGCCAGCUGGAUGGCGCCCUGGUCGAGCGCCUGCAGUUCUUCGGCCACACGCUGUUCCGCGAGGCCAUCAGCAGGCAGUGGCAGAGGUGGACGCCGGAGCAGAGGGCAUCGGUCAAGGCGGUGCUGCUGUCCUAGGCCUUAAAGGCCAUCGACGCCGUCGCCGCCGACCUGACAUCCACGGCUACGGGUGCGGGCAGUGACGUGCUGCUGCGUGUAGAUGCGCACGGCAUCAGCUGGACCGAGAGGGUGGCGCAGCAGGUGGAGAGUGAGGAGAUGGACACCGAGACGGACAAGGUGGCCACGUCCAUCGUGAGCAUCGGGGCCGUGUUUGUCGACAAGUACGGCAGGAUCAAGAACGCAUGCGGCCACGCGCUCAGGUCCACCGCCGCACUCGCACAAGACAUCUGCGGUGAGUGAUGCUUCCGCGUACAUCGCUCGUCUGUCCAUCCAUGGAGUCACGCUCUCUCUCUCUCUCUGUCUGUGUCUGUCGGUGUGCAGCGUAUCUGGUCGGCUUACUGGCGAAGCUGGGCCAGAGGGUGAUCGCGUCAGCGGCCUUCCAGCAGGGCCGCAAGGUGGAUAUCGAGCCACUCAUCCUCUCCCACUGGCGGCACCAUCCGCAGCGGCCCCUGCCCAUCGUGACGGCAUGA
Molecule: messenger RNA, 677 nt
Organism: Vitrella brassicaformis
Lineage: Eukaryota; Vitrellaceae
Source: the annotation of a GenBank genome assembly